AUGAGUUCUACCGAGAUUGGCCAGCGUCGUUCUUUUGAUGGCCAACUAUGUACGAUCCGUUACGUAGGUGGUGUUCAGGGCACCGCGGGCGACUGGCUGGGUGUUGAAUGGGACGAUCCAACUCGUGGCAAGCAUGCAGGCGAGCAUAAAGGAGUGCGCUAUUUUACAUGCAAAAGUAAUCGCCCCACGGCGGGGUCUUUCGUCCGCCCCUCCAGGCCAUCAGAGCCACCAAGGAGCUUCCUAGAGGCGCUGAAUGAGAAAUAUGGCUCCGAAUUUGAACAGCGAGAGGCACAUAACGCCUCAAAUGCCGGAUCUGCUUCAAAGUCAAUUGAGAUCAGCGGUAAAGUCGUCGAAGAAGUCGGCUUUGAUAAGAUUCGAAAGCAGCUAGCAGAGCUGGAGCAGCUGCAAAUUGUCUUACUAGAUGGGCUACGGAUUGCAGGUGUACUGUCUUCGUAUGAGCAGCCUGAAAGCUCCGUUGUCGAGGCUGCUCCUAAGAUUGCCAUAACCUGCCCGAAAAUCAUCGAAUUGGAUCUCAGCCGUAGUCUGUUGACUAAAUGGCGAGAUGUUUGGGAGAUUUGCAACCAGUUGAAACUACUGAGACGACUGAGAGUGAAUGGAAAUCGGUUCCAUCCUUUGGAGGAGAAUUUAACGUUUAACGGCAUCACCGAAUUGCGCCUGGAACAGACCCUUCUCACCUGGGAUGAGAUUGCGGCGGUAGUGUCCAGAUUUCCGGUACUCACCAACCUCACAGCAUCAGACAACCAGCUCACGACGAUAUCAUGUCCACUUGCGAACACCAUCACAAGUCUCAUACUAGAGAACAACGACGUGACAUCAAUAUCAGCCCUUCGCCAUCUAGCAACUCUCCCAAACCUGGGACAUCUCUCCGUGCGCGGGAACAAUGUCAGCACAAUCCUGGAGAGCUCCAACGACGCCCCCGACUUCCACUUCCCAGAAACCGUUUUCUCCCUCGAUCUCUCACGCAACAACAUCACAUCCUGGGAAUUCCUCAAUCACCUCCCAACUCUCUUCCCGGGCCUCACAACUCUACGCAUCUCCUCAAAUCCGCUUUACGACGAGCCCCCACUUCCCCCAUCCAUUGCAGCAGCUACAUCCACCAUCAACGCCUCCAAAGCAAUGACAGUCGACGAAGCCUUCAUGCUAACGCUUUCCCGCUUCCCUCCCACCCUCAGUAUACUCAACUACAGCAAAAUCACCCUACAAGACCGCUCAAAUGCAGAGAUGUACUACCUCUCACUCAUCGGCAAGGAGCUCUCGGCUACCACCGAAGCGGACGAGGAGCGUGUGCUUACGGCGCACCCGCGGUACGCCGAACUUUGUGAGCAAUAUGGCGAACCGAGAAUCACCAGAGCUGUUGAGGCAGAUGGAUCGGGCAACAGAAUUAUUCACCCGCGUUCUGUCGCUGCGCGACUUGUUAAGAUGGCAUUCCAUCUAUCCUCUCCCUCGGCGGUGGACCUCGAUACCGCACAAAUUCCUGUCAAGGAGGUUCCGCACUCGUUCAACACAUAUCAAUUAAAGGCUCUCGUGUCCCGACUGUUUGAUCUUGCUCCGGCUGGAUUCAAAUUGGUCUGGGAGACGGAUGAGUGGGAUCCUAUUGCAAAGGCAACGGUCGAUGAAGAGGAUUGGGCGGAAGAUAGCGAUGAUGAAUCGUCUCAGCAGCCUCAUGUUGAGUCUUCGGAGGGUUCUAGUCGGUUUGUGCGGAGAGAAGUUGAGCUCGUUGAUUCGACAAGGGAUAUCGGAUUUUUGUUUCAGGGCGAGACGGGUGAGAUGAAGAUUAGGGUAGAGGUACCUUGA
Messenger RNA from Penicillium verhagenii, 1815 nucleotides. RefSeq lists its product as uncharacterized. The record is from RefSeq and is a predicted model, not a curated record. The transcript is spliced from 4 exons. Bases 1 to 1815 code for a protein of 604 amino acids. NCBI's taxonomy places the organism in Eukaryota, Fungi, Ascomycota, Eurotiomycetes, Eurotiales, Aspergillaceae. Gene Ontology annotation, molecular function: protein binding.